AUGAGCCAGUCGUCCACCCAAACCGCCAUGCGGAUUCAAGACAAGGAGCUUGCGAAGGGGAGAACCACUGUUGAUGACUCGAGCAGCAGGGAGUCGUCUCCGCAACCUAGACAAAGACGAUCCUUCACGCCCAAUUCUGAUGAUGAGCCAGUACCGCCCAUGGCAGACGAUGAUACUCCUCCGCCGGAGGAUAGGCCGCUGAUACGCAAGCCUAUGGGCUUUGCAUCCGCCUUUGCAUCGACUUCUUCCCUGAAUACGUACGAAGCAGCGCCUCCGAAACCCACGCGGAGGAAAGCCUUUUUGCCAGGGCAGGAAGUGUUCAUUGCAGUACAUCCCGACCAGCCGCCAAAAAAGCGCGGUGCCAUUAAAAAGGUUGAGACCAAGAAAGUCAAGCAUUUCAACGAUGCAUUUGCGGACCAGACUGGCCGAUGGAGAGCCACUUCUUACGACCCAACACCUCCUAGCAACCCUCCAACAUAUGCUGGCAAUGGACCGUACAACUCUCUUUUCCGCGCAGAGAAGUCAGCACAGCAAGAUGCGUCCGCGCCUUCGCCGCAAACGAAACCGAACCAGCCUCCCGCGGCGCAGAACGACACGAACAACAGUGCCGCGAGUUCUCAACCCACCGAUGCCGGAGUGCAGCCUGUUGCGAAGAAAGGGAAAGGCCGUAAGAAGCCUGUGAAGAAUAAGGCAGCCAAUGUAAGCGAGCCUCCAGCUAUCGAGAUACCAGCGUCAGUGCCGUCCACCUCGGCGACCCCGGUGGAAAGUGUGCAUCACGCUACCAGCAACCCCGCUGACAGUCAUCGCGUACCCGACUAUCACAAUGGAGGGCAAAGCUACGAAAGUCACCAGUUCUCUAGGUCGGAGAAUGGAGUCCGACAAAUCGCAGGUCCAAGUUCGGCGCAGGGUGGAGGAUACAUGUUCAUCGACAACACCCCUCGGAGCGAGGCGGCCGCUUCACAAUCCAAGCCUUAUGUGUCUGAGAGCGAGCUCCAGAAACGGGCAAAUCGGGCCCUCCCUGUGUUGACCAUCCUUAUUCAGGACGCACGAAGCGGGGUCCCGGACUUCCUCCUUGCCGAAGUCAGGGUACCUUUGAAACGAGCCGAAAGAGCAGAAGAUGGUUAUUGGGCGGACGCAAAUGAUAUCUGCGAAAAGCUUCAGACGGGCCCAUCGAGAAUAGAUGGUCCUGCGAAGGUGUACACUCUCAGAGGGAGAUUCAGACAGUUCUUUUUGAGGGUAUCUGCAGACAACGAAGACAAGUGGGAUUCUGCCAAUAUCGUGGUUACACCCCAGCGGACGUUAGAAGUUUUCGUAGAAGAGUCCAUCCCCACCUACUCUCAGUAUGGCCCGGCUCCUAGAGGAGCAGCAGCUGGCCAACCGUCACCAGAUCCGAGACGUGGGCGUCACUAUUCUCCCAGUACCAGAAAUUCCCCAGAUCGCGCAGAGUCUUUACUUACUACCUACUCCUCACACUCUGAAGGGUAUCGGAAACGCCAAAGAUCGCCAUCCCUCGAGCAUCACCCUCGUUGGACUGCCCCUUCGUCGCAGACCAGAUCGACGAUAUCACCUUAUUACCAGGACCACGGCUCCUACGAUCUGCGAACUUCAGGCGUACCCCCCAAGAGGCAGAGAAGCUAUGCGAAGGGUUCCAUAGAUCAUAUCAUGAUGGAUCCGGCAGACGACUCAGAUGACGAUGAUCCCAUGCCCCCGGCUCCUCCUCGUGGAUAUCAUACCCCAACUCCAGAGGCAGAUGAAGAUGAGAUACAUGAGAUGAUUUCAAAAUCCAUCAGUCCCAUACUCGAGCAAGAUCGAUCCUGGGCUGAGUUCUUUCAGUGGAAGGCGUCGCCGCAGACGGCAUCGAUAGUGCUAAAACAAUACCGAUGGGUGAAAAGUAUGAUUGAUGCAUACAGCGGUAAACCUACUCCGAAUCUGAAGUCCCGAGUCUUUACUAUUGAGGAGAGUCAUGUCCUGGCUGCUUUACACCUUGACGAGCGUUGGGGCCUUGCCUGCCAGGAGACACUUCGUCUCCUUGACCUCUAUGGAGGAGAGGAUCAGGAUCCACGCAUCACUGAAAUAUUGAAUGACCAGUCGACGCCAACCUACAACGCCAAACCUAUCAAGAGACUAUUGCACCUUCUUAGGGAGAUUCACCAGCAGCACACCAAGGGCGAAAUCACGCUGUCUCCCCCUGAACCUGUUCCUGAGCAGUCGUAG
Molecule: messenger RNA, 2214 nt
Organism: Pleurotus ostreatus (oyster mushroom)
Lineage: Eukaryota; Fungi; Basidiomycota; Agaricomycetes; Agaricales; Pleurotaceae
Exons: 7
Coding region: 1-2214 (737 amino acids)
Source: RefSeq, a predicted model, not a curated record